Molecule: messenger RNA, 3066 nt
Organism: Mya arenaria
Lineage: Eukaryota; Metazoa; Mollusca; Bivalvia; Myida; Myidae
Exons: 8
Coding region: 84-1430 (448 amino acids)
Molecular function (GO): protein binding
Source: RefSeq, a predicted model, not a curated record
UAUCGAUACUUCAACACAUUUUGAAUUGUUUUAAGUUUAUCUAUUUAAAAGUUAUUUUACUGACGCAGUCUUAUUUUCAAAAAAUGAUGGCAAUUGUUUUAAUUUAUUUAGGAUUGCUACAUGCUAUAUUACAACUGUGCUUUGUUGAGUCAAAAACUUGCGAACAGGAAGAGUUCAAAUGUGGAAAUUUAAAAUGUGUUCAAAUGGCGUUUUACUGUGACACAGAUGAUGAUUGUGGCGAUAUGAGUGACGAGCCCCAAGGAUGUGUAAAAAGGCGCUGUGGCCGCUCCAUGAUCCGAUGUUUUGACGGAUCAUGCUUGACACAGGGGCAGCUGUGUAGAGGUUUUACGUGCUUGAAAUACGUAACUGACAUCUCUGCGGUCACGUGUUUAUGGAUCACGUGUGCUGAUCACCAGUUCCAAUGUUUAAACGGUAUCUGUAUUGACAAGAGUCACGUAUGUAAUGGGAUACGGGACUGUUUGGAUGGAACAGACGAGGGCACGGGUUGCAAUGAGCCAACCAGCAAUGUUUCGACAGUAACAACUGUUUCGGCAACAGAAACAGUAACAACUGUUUCGGCAACAGAAACAAUAACAACUGUUUCGGCAACAAUACAAACCAGCAACGAGGGCUCGAAUGUUUAUCUACUUGCUAUUCUGCCAGGCGUCGGUUGGAGUCUUGGGUUAUGUCUAUUUGUUUUCGUUGGACUAUUGUGUUACAAACGGAAAGGUAGACUCUGUUUUUCGCAUCGACAACAAGAGGCCAAAACAGAAAGUAACCAACCAAAUUUGCAGAAUGAAUCACAAGCCGGGGAAAGUUCGCCGAUGUCGGUUUUUCCCCAAAUUGGUGAUGACCAGUUUGCUACUGUUAAUGAGAUUGUGGAUCUUAGAAAGGGUUUGCAAAAUGUCAAUGACGAUCUCGAAAAAGCCAUCGGCGGUAAAAUGGAUGCAAACAAUUCGAACACGUCGCAUUCAGAUGAUGUCUUGGAACAGCACAUGGAUGAGAUCAGAACUGAUGCAAAUGACAAGCUCUAUUGCAACCAGUACGAAAAUGACCAACAAAACUUGGUGGAAUCACAUUUUGGGGUAAAUGAUUAUGAAAAUCUUGGAAAGCGUGUGCAAAACGUUAAUGACGAUCUCGGAAAAACAAACCACGGUAAAAUGGAUGCAAACAAUUCGAAAACGACGCAUCCUGGUGAUGUUUUGGAACAGCACAUGGAUGAGAUCAGAACUGAUGCAAACGACGCGCUGUAUUGCAACCAGUACGAAAAUGACCAACCAAAUUUGCAGAUGGAAUCUCAUUCUGGCGUAAAUGAGUAUGCAAAUCUUGAUGCAAACAAUUCGAACACGACGCAUUCUGGUGAUGUUUUGGAACAGCACAUGGAUGAGAUCAGAACUGAUGCAAAUGACAAGCUCUAUUGCAACCAGUAAGAAAAGUAAAGCAGAGUGCAACACUUUUCUAAUUAAACCCUGAAAAAGGUUCUUACUUAUAAAACCUGUGAAUCAGAUCUUUAUCAUAAAGGCAUAUAUAUCAUUUGUUAUAACUGACACUAUGGACAACUACAUCUAUCUGCGGGGAUCCCGGCUUGUAAGAAACACAUACAGAACACUUCAUAGUCUUAUCACUGACAAAGUGUACACUGGCUAAGCUUGCACAGUUGACAUUUUGUAAUGAAUGAUAAGUUCUUCGAUGCAAUACUAUUUUGCAAAGAUUUGAAUUAUUAUAAUGAAGCAAUAGUGAUCAAACAUUAUUCUUUUAUAAAACAUUUUUUUUAAAUCAUUUUGAAUAAAUAUCCCAUGUAAAGGUUAUUUGGUUAUGCAAUAAUGUAUGUACUCUGUUUGAUAAUGUUUCUGUGCGUAUUCAUAUUAUGUGUGUAUUACAUGCUUUUGUACUGCUGCCUGUUUGUUUAUUUCAUGUCACACGCUCAUAUAGAACCUUUCUGUUAAAUAAAACAUGCAAACUUACUAUGGAUGUAUGAUACGAAACAUGUUUAUACUUGUGUCUUAAAGUUAUGCUAUGGAAACUGAUUUAUUCCAGAAAAAAGAUAAUCAAAUAGGUAUCUAGUUAACUGACAAUUUUAAAUCAUUUUAAUAAAGCGAUCUUCAAUACAUUUCAUUUUCAUAUUAUUAAUGAAUAUAUUCUGUUCGGCAAUGUUUUUGUGCGUAUUCAUAUUAUGUAUGUAUUACAUGCUUGUGUAUUUCAGCUUGUUUGUUUUAUGCAUGUCUUAUCUUCAUAUAUAGAAUCUUUAUGUUUAUGAAAACUUGACGUGAAUGGAUGAACAUGUUUAUAUUUCUGUUUAAUUCCGAAUAUAAGAUGAUCAAGCAAGUGUUUAGUUAAUUGGCAAUUUCAAAUCAUUGAUUUAAGCAAUAUUCUGUGUAUCUUCAAUAAAUGUAAUUUCAAAUUAUUAAUGUAUAUACUCUGUUUGACAAUGAUACUGUGUGUAUAUAUGUCAUAUUAUAUUUAUUUUACAUGCUUGUGUAUUUUUGCUUGCUUGUUUUAUACAUUUCACAUACUCAUACAUAGAGCCUUAAUGAUGAAUACAACUUGACAUGAAUUGAUGAUAUAGAACAUGUAUAUAUUUCUGUUUAAUCCCGAAUAAAAUAUGAUCAAGCACGUGUUUAGUUAAUUGACAAUUUCAAAUCAUUUCAUUUAAGCAAUUUUCUGUGUUUCUUGAAAAAAUGUUAUUUGCAUCUUAUUAAUGUAUAUACUCUGUUUGACCAUUUUUCUGUGAGUAUAUAUGUCAUAUUAUAUUUGUAUUACAUGCUUGUGUAAUGCUGAUUGUUUGUUGAUUUCGUGUCAUAUGCUCAUAUAUAGAGCCUUUUUCUUGAAUAAAACUUGCAAAGUUACUAUGGAUGUAUCAUCCGAAACAUGUUAAUAUUUGUGUCUUAAUCUAUUGCUGUUGAGACCGAUUUGAUCCCCACUAAAAGAUGAUCAAACAUUUUUCUAGUUAAUUGACAAUUUCAAAUCAUUUGAAUAAAGAAGUGUAUUAUGUAUCUACUAAACAUUUUAUUUUCAUAUUAUUAAAGCAUAUAUUCUGUUCGGCAAUGUUUCUGUGCGUAUUCAUGU